AUGUCUGCUUCGGCCCUAUUGAAAAGCCGUGUGCGGCGCCCAUCCUACCUCAAGAAGCUCGCCAAAGCUGAGGAUCUCAUUCACCACUUCCCCAAUGGCACGUACAUCGGCUGGUCCGGUUUCACCGGUGUUGGGUACCCCAAGAUGGUUCCCACUGCUCUCGCAGACCACGUCGAGAAGAACAGCCUCCAGGGACAGCUGAAGUACAACCUGUUUGUCGGUGCCUCCUCCGGCGCAGAGACCGAGAGCCGCUGGGCCCGCUUGAACAUGAUUGAGCGCCGCAGCCCUCACCAAGUCGGAAAGGAAAUCGCAAAGGGAAUCAACAACGGCGAUAUCAAGUUCUUCGAUAAGCAUCUAAGCAUGUUCCCCUCGGAUUUGGUCUAUGGCUGGUACACUCUCAACAAGCCCAAGCCCACAAUCGACGUGGCAGUCAUUGAGGCCUCCGCCAUCACCGAAAACGGAGGCAUCAUCCCCGGUGCCUCCGUCGGCGCUUCCCCCGAACUGAUCCAGAUGGCUGAAAAGGUCAUCAUCGAAGUCAACACCUCCAUGCCCUCCUUCGAAGGCCUGCACGACAUCACCGGCUCCGACCUUCCCCCGGGCCGCAAGCCCUACCUCAUCAUGGCCCCGGAGGACCGCAUCGGAACCAACUACAUCCCCAUCGACCCGGAGAAGGUCGUCGCCAUCGUUGAAUCCAACUACCCAGAUCAAACCCUGCCGAACGCCCCCGAAGACGAAGGCUCCCAAGCCAUCGCCUCGAACCUGAUCGAGUUCCUCAAGCACGAGGUCAAGCACGGCCGCCUCCCACCCAACCUCCUCCCCAUCCAAUCCGGCAUCGGCAACAUCGCCAACGCAGUCGUCGGCGGCCUCAGCAAGGGCGGCGCCGACUUCAAGAACCUCAAAGUCUGGACCGAAGUCCUCCAAGACUCCUUCCUCGACCUCUUCGACAGCGGAAACCUCGACUUCGCAACAGCAACCUCCAUCCGCUUCUCCCCAGACGGAUUCAAGCGCUUCUACGAUAACUGGGAGCGCUACGCGGGUAAGCUCCUCCUCCGCUCCCAACAAGUCUCCAACUCCCCCGAGAUCAUCCGUCGUCUCGGCUGCAUCGGAAUGAACACCCCCGUCGAAGUCGACAUCUACGCCCACGCAAACAGUACCUGUGUCAUGGGCUCGCGCAUGCUGAAUGGACUCGGCGGUUCGGCUGAUUUCCUCCGCAACUCGAAGUACAGUAUCAUGCACACUCCUUCCGCACGUCCUAGCAAGAUUGAUCCUACCGGUGUGAGUUGCAUUGUGCCUUUCGCUACGCAUAUCGAUCAGACCGAGCAUGAUCUCGAUGUUGUUGUUACCGAGCAGGGUCUUGCUGAUGUUCGUGGCUUGUCGCCCCGUGAGCGUGCGCGCGUUAUUAUUAAGAAUUGCUCGCACCCUGAUUACACCCCUAUUCUCACUGAUUACCUUGAUCGUGCGGAGUUCGAGUGUCUGCGGAAGGGUAUGGGCCAUGAGCCGCAUUUGCUUUUCCAGGCAUUCAACAUGCACAAGAAUCUCCAGGAGAAGGGUACCAUGAAGAUUGACUCUUGGGAGUAA
Molecule: messenger RNA, 1578 nt
Organism: Penicillium expansum
Lineage: Eukaryota; Fungi; Ascomycota; Eurotiomycetes; Eurotiales; Aspergillaceae
Gene: coaT
Product: acetyl-CoA hydrolase ACH1
Exons: 3
Coding region: 1-1578 (525 amino acids)
Biological process (GO): acetate metabolic process
Cellular component (GO): mitochondrion
Molecular function (GO): acetate CoA-transferase activity; acetyl-CoA hydrolase activity
Source: RefSeq, a predicted model, not a curated record